Messenger RNA from Fusarium odoratissimum NRRL 54006, 1895 nucleotides. RefSeq lists its product as uncharacterized. NCBI's taxonomy places the organism in Eukaryota, Fungi, Ascomycota, Sordariomycetes, Hypocreales, Nectriaceae. The transcript has a single exon. The record is from RefSeq and is a predicted model, not a curated record. The coding region runs from base 1557 to 1895 and encodes 112 amino acids.
UGGGCGCACGCUCAUCAAGGCGGGCAGGUUAAAGUAAAUAGCACUUUCCUUGCCAACCUUCAGCACACGGAGCAAAGGAAGCAAGGGAAGGUGCUCACCGUAUCCUCCGUUUCGGCCGUAUCCAAUAAUUCUACUCCUGUUGCUCAUCAUCUCUUUAAUAUUCUUGAUAUAAGCUUCAUUUCGCACCACCAAGCUAUUACUCAUUCUACAUGCCUCUGAUACUUGACUGGCAAUUCCGGGCGUCUUCCAAGUAAUUCCCAGUACUCCGUUCCGGAUUGUAUCAUGAUAUCAGUUAUCCUCAAGAUAGAGACAGAAUACACUACACUCAUCGUCACGCCUUGAUUCAUUGCCGGUGUAUGCAAAAAUACCCGUGCAAGUCUCAGCGCUAUUCUUUACCAGGUGUAUCCAUCGGCUCCAUCUUGGGCAUGGAAAUCAUCCCUCGAUUCAAACUACCCAUCGAAUACGGUGUUGACUGCCCUGGAACUCUACCUGUCCGUCAACCACUAUAUAGAAAACCAUGCCAAGGCGUCCUCACCCCAUCUCCGGCCCUGACUCAAUCGUGCGGGUCUUGGUCCUAGAGAAAUGGAAGACAAAUUUCGCUGUUGAUUGCCCACUGAUUUUCUCUUCUAGCUCGGUUUCUGAGCAAUAGCACGAACAGGGUCUCGAGACGGUGCUCAAUAUCGAUCUCCAAACAGCCUUUUCCCCCAAUCGUCUCUAUCAUCCAUCUCCACUCUACCGAGCAAUUUGCUCUAGCACUUGGGCUCCUUGUGCAUCCCUAGGAUCACGAAAUGGACUAAAAGCCAUGUGCACAUCAAUUUACAACUAUGACUUUCUUUUGACUCAGUGGCUCAUUGUAUUGUUUAGGUGGCUGUUGUUCCCAGCCGCGGCGUCCAGCGAUCAAUCGUGAGUACGGAUAUUUUUCCUAAUAAUAAUAAAAAACAAUCUGCCCAGCUCCUAGGAUCUUCCACGAAAAUCCAAUCAACAUCCAAUGUCCUGCCGCCUCCUGUCUCCGGCCUUGUUAAAAGCCCCUUGACAACAGGACUGGCUUCUUUCCGAACUAUCCACCAAGUCCUUGUCCCUGGAUUUCUCGCUUGAGCCCAGUGCCGACGAGUGCGCCGUGCCUAGGCGGCCAAGAUCAACGCAGUUGACAUGGUCUUGGGUGGAUCAUUAUAGAGCAGAACCCGAGAUGAUGUUGUUAUGCCAGAACCAGAGCGUUUCGACAAGUGGCAGUCUCGACAUUUUUCAGCCAGUCGUCAGUGCUCUCCUCAGCGCAGAGGUCGUCUGCUGGACUGCAUGACCCUGUCAUUGGCUUCUUGGCUCUGUUGUGUCUCCUACACCACUUUGGCACUCAGAUGAAUCACGGCGCUACCCGUAGCUGCCAUGAGGCUCUAUUGUCUCAUGUUUGCUGCAAUGGUUCUUGUGACGUUGGCUUGGAUUUGAGCAUCGUCUCAGGUCAAGAAUUACGUUUUGUUCGAUUUUUCGACACACUGUUGCUGCCCUUCUCAUAGCCCGCAGCGUAUCCCUGUUCCGCCGUGGGAUGCACCAAGUGUCAGGUCAUGUCAUAUCAGGUCACGCUUCAGCUACCCGCAGCAGCGUCAUCCUCUGGCAAACGCUUCUAUCCAGUAACCUUAUGUAUCAACCCUCCAACAUGUCGUGGCUACGAGAGCCGGCCAUCACAGAAACUCUACCGAGCACACCAUCACAGCACACAGCAGGUUUAUGUCUGGGAUCUGGUGAUUCCUUGCUCAUCGAUUUCUUCAAUAUUACCUACCUUACCUAAGACCCAAAGUUCAAGGAGAGACUGGUCUGAUCUGGUUUCAAGCCUAAACAUGGCCCUACAGCGGCUGGGCGCUAGCGAAAACGUCGUAUUAAACAGUAUCCGCAUUGUGCCCUAG